ACUGAAGUCUCUUGUAUCGUCUCACAUCCAUCACAGAUCAGCCGUGGUUCUGCUCUCCGAUCCAAAGGUUACAAUGGCAACAAUUAGAAAUUUGAAGAUCAAGACAGCCACUUGCAAACGUAUUGUUAAGGAGCUGCACUCAUAUGAGAAAGAGGUUGAGAGGGAAGCUGCAAAAACGGCGGACAUGAAGGAGAAAGGAGCUGACCCUUAUGACCUGAAGCAACAGGAAAAUGUGCUGGCUGAAUCAAGAAUGAUGAUUCCUGAUUGCCGUAAGCGUCUAGAGGCCUCAUUGGCUGACCUUAAAGGAACCUUGGUUGAGUUGGAGGAAGCAAACGAGAAAGAAGGCCCGGAAUUUGAAGAUGCCCGAGCCACCAUUUCAGAGGUUGAAAAAUUGUUUCAAACAACAGAGGCCUAGUCAGUAGUAUUGGAGCGGAGGAUAUUACUGAGUGUAACCAUUAAUUUCAAACUUGUGAUGUAGAUUGCCAUCAAUUUUUACCACUUUGUUUCCAAGACAAUGAUUGGUAUAAUAACAUUCUCGGAUGUGCUCUGAACGUUGGUUCUCGAUAUGAUUCUCUGAAGAAAAUUGAGGAUGAAAUUUCUCUUUCAAAGAUUCCUACUUCUAGCCACUUCAAUCCUUAUUUUUAAGAUGCAGACAGAAUGUAUCCUAAGGCAUAAGAAAGCUGCUAGGAGGAAUAUGAGCAGAGGAUGAAGCGCAUAUGUAAUUGUUGUGGUGGGCAAUUACUGUCUUUUUUCUCAAUCCUGGCCAUUGUGGUCAUCAAUGUAAAUUCUGGUGGGGGUUGCACACCCGGUUAAUGAUAAAACAAAAGUUAGGUUGAUAAGGAUCUUUGGUAUUUUCAUGGUUUCACCGGGCAGAAUGGUAAGGGUAAUAAACAAACGACCAAAAACCGUAGUAAAGGAUGUAGAGACCAUAUCAACUCAUCUCACGCAGGCUGAAAUGGACGCCAUACAUCAGUAGAAUAGUUUUUUGGAUGAACAGUCGUAAACCAGGAGAUCCUGUACAAAAUGCCCAAAUGUUACAGUAGACGUGAAAAAUAGAACCAUUCUUUGUUUGUGGGAACAAUCUGAGUUUCUGAAUUCUGUUUGUCUUUCAUACAGAAUGGCGGGACCCUCUCCUGAACCUCCUUCGGAAAGGCCUGCAUGCUUCAAUGCUAAGAUCAACGGCAGCUGCAAGUGCCAUGAAUAUUGCAGCAUCUUCCACGCAUGUUACAUGUCGCAUGGCCAGUUGUACCAAGGGCUUACUCCUCUUCCCUUCCCCUUGAACUCUACAGCUCAUUACAAAACCAGAACCGAUUGGACUCAAAGUUGAAAAGUCUCCACUGCUUUGUGGACUUGGUAUUGGAAUUGCUGCUGUUUGCGUUUGUCUGUCUGUAUCAACGAAAAAUUCCCCACCCCUUUCUGCAUUUAUAAGUAUCUCUGACAUCAGAAACUCUCCUCCCUCUUGGCCUUCAGAAAGAAGGUGGAAUCGGCAACAAAUAGAGUCUCUAAUGCCACGCUCACGCCAUGCUUCAAGCUUUCCCCAUGGCAACCAACUCUCAGGCCUGCAAACAUCUGGGCGAACAAUCAACCAUGCUCCUGGGUUUGACUUAGCAACCCAAUCACAACCUGUCGAUGGCACAAAGGGAGUGGUUAUGAAGGCUGCUGCAACAGCCGAGCCAGAAAGAUCAUGUAUCUUCACCUUCCAUCCCUUUCUCUCUCUUCUCUCUGUUUCUAUUUCUGAGCAGUAGGUGCUUAAUGGGUCCCCCUGUGCUACCCUGCCAUAACUAUAAAAAAUUUCGUUAACA
Rubroshorea leprosula is the source of this 1802-nucleotide messenger RNA. The record is from the annotation of a GenBank genome assembly. NCBI's taxonomy places the organism in Eukaryota, Viridiplantae, Streptophyta, Magnoliopsida, Malvales, Dipterocarpaceae.